AUGGCCAAGGACGAGGCAAAGAAGGAGAAGAAGUCGAAGCGCAAGUCCGAAGUGGCUGCCAUGGACGUCGACGCUUCCGUCGAUCUCUCCGCUACGCCCUCGAAAAAGUCCAAGAAGGACAAGAAGCCCAAGCACGACGACGGCGAUGACUCUGAUGACUCUUCGAGCGAGGAUACGCUCGAGAUUUCGCCGAUUGCACAGCCGCUGGCUCAGCCCAAGGUGGCCAAGAAGCUGUUCAAGCUCACCAAGAAGGCGUCCAAGUCGCGCGGUCACGUCAAGCGCGGUGUCAAGGAAGUGGUCAAAGCGCUUCGCAAGGGCGAGAAGGGUCUCGUCGUUCUUGCGGGUGACAUUAGCCCGAUCGACAUUCUCAGCCAUAUCCCAGUGCUGUGCGAGGAUACUUCGAACCCGUACAUCUUUGUGCGUUCCAAGGAGGCGCUCGGUUCGGCCAGCGCGACCAAGCGUCCAACCAGCUGCGUCAUGAUCGUCCCCGGUGGAGGAAAGAAGGCGGCCGCAAAGGGUAAGGACGCAACAAAGCCCAAGGAGGACUACAUCGAGGACUACACUGCGCUGCAUAAACAGGUGCAGACCCUCAGCGACCAGGUCGCCCUCGCUGUCUAG
Messenger RNA from Moesziomyces antarcticus, 618 nucleotides. Its product is annotated as DEHA2F19228p. The transcript has a single exon. Bases 1 to 618 code for a protein of 205 amino acids. Lineage: Eukaryota; Fungi; Basidiomycota; Ustilaginomycetes; Ustilaginales; Ustilaginaceae. Gene Ontology annotation, molecular function: box H/ACA snoRNA binding. Gene Ontology annotation, cellular component: box H/ACA snoRNP complex; nucleolus. The record is from RefSeq and is a predicted model, not a curated record. Gene Ontology annotation, biological process: rRNA pseudouridine synthesis; snRNA pseudouridine synthesis.